This is a messenger RNA of Wickerhamiella sorbophila, 6915 nucleotides long. RefSeq names its product Cell morphogenesis protein PAG1. The transcript has a single exon. Bases 1 to 6915 code for a protein of 2304 amino acids. Gene Ontology annotation, biological process: cell morphogenesis. NCBI's taxonomy places the organism in Eukaryota, Fungi, Ascomycota, Dipodascomycetes, Dipodascales, Trichomonascaceae. The record is from RefSeq and is a predicted model, not a curated record. Gene Ontology annotation, cellular component: site of polarized growth; cell cortex.
AUGGAGAAUAAAGAAGUUGUCCAAAUCGAAAUCCCCGAGCUCGAGUCAGGUGCGGUUGUUUACCAGGAUGUGACUCCCGCGGUCGUGCCACCCUCAGUUCUGGAGGACAAGAAAAAUUCUGUGGAAAAGCCGUCCACAGAAUAUGCACUGCACAUUGUAUUCACUCAAUUUGUUAGAUAUGCCGAGCGCAAGUUGACAAUGUUCGAUUCGUUGACCGAUGAUUCCCAGGUUAACCUCGAUUCUAUUCUUGGUGAAGGAGUAGAUGAAGAGUUGGACCGCAUCAUAAAGUCACUGGGUCACAUCUCGCGUCGCAGGCCAAAACCAGUCAUUGAAUGUGUCAUGUACUGGCGCAAGUCCAAGUCCGACCAAGAUGCGGUAGCUCGCCAGUCCAAGUCUCCGGACUAUAUACAGGCAGAACGUCGGAGUUUGAUCUCGAUUUAUGUUUUGAGUCGUGUGCUCACAGAAGUUGUUGAACAAACUCCGCCAGAAGUUCUUGGCAACGAGCUUUGUGAAAAACUCGAGGACAUUGUGUUCAGACAACUCUUGGCAGCAAAUCCGCAGGCUUUGGCUAAAUCCAGCAUUCGAAAGGCCAAUUGGAUUUCGCUCGCAAAGCUAUUGGGACGCAUGUCCAGCUUCAGAUUUGCGAUUGUCGAAGACCGAUUUCUUUCCGAGCUAGAGAAGCUACCCAAGGUUGUUGAUUCUUCGAGGGAGCAACAAGUGGUCUUCUUGAUUCAGGCAAUGAAGUAUUUACAACUCAGCAUCUACCCUGAAGAUAGCCUUGAGGAGUCUGCGUAUUUUCUCGAAUCAAUCGUCAAGUUCCUCUCUAAAACCCAGAAUGCUGUUCUUCGCGAUCAGUACGCAACUGUGCUUUGCACUAUGUUUGAGCCUAUUGCAAACGUGGUGACAGUUGAAGCAAACCAUCCAGUCUGGGAGACUACGAUGACCGCUCUAUACAAGUUUGCAUUGGAACUUAUGAAAAAGUCAUGGGACCACGGCUUUGAGCUCGCACACAUGGUAUUGUCUGUUGCACCCAAGGAACUAUUUGCCGAUAACUGGUUGAAAUUAUUAGAAUCGCAGUUGUCCAAGUUGAAGGGUAAGUGGUCGCCUCGUUGCCCAGCUUUGUAUGGUGCGGCAGCUCGGCUUCUAUGGGUUCUUAUUUUCCGUUGCAAAGAAACAUUGAAUGAAACAACCAAAAAGCUAGCACUUAUAAACAAACUGCUUUUUUCACACAACAGGAAGAAUUGGUCUUUGUUCACUCCUGGUGCCAUCAACGCAUCGGUCUACAUUAUCAGGGUUGCAUUCCAGGGAUAUCAACAAAAGACAAUUGACGAGAUUUUGUUCCCUCUACUCGUAGGCAGUGAAGCCAAUCGCGUGGUCGCAAACCCUACAGUUUCUACAGAUUCCAUUAUUCCGGAACGCGCCUUGGUCGCUGUGCGAGCCUAUAUGGCUAUAAUGGAAGACUUGACAUCCGCUGAGCCCCUUCCUUUCCCGACUAUUAGCACCUUUGAGAAACCUUACUACUUCGAUGUCACUAAAGCUACUCUGCUUCCCAAAACGUUGAAAAAGGAGCUGGUUGAAAGUUUGGAGCUGUUUGGUAACAGCCUGGGCCAAGUGGUAAGAAUAGUGGAGCAGCAUCUCCAGGAACCAAGAGCCGAGGACCAUGUAUCCCGUCAAAAUUCUGUUACUCAAUUCGUUGGUUUAACCCAACCAAACCGUUCUCGUGGAAGUGUGGAAUUAAUGGCUGCUUUACUUCAAAGUUUUGCAUGGUUUUCACAUGAUGGUCAUCGGUUCAUUGAUGUGCUCUGUCGUAAUGUAGCCAACCGUUCAGCAACCAUUGCCCACACUGCCACUGUCUCGCUUAAUCAAAUCGCUCGAAUUGGAGAUAUCAGACUGGUGGUUAGCAACUUCGUGAAAUACAUGUUUGCGUGUGAUUCGCGUUUUUUUACCAACUACGAAAUGCCAUCAUCAUUGGAAAUCCUACCCAUGCUGAGAGUAUACGUCGGUCUGCUGGAGAUUUGGGUUUCCCGUCUACAACGUGGUGACCCUGGGUUUAAUGAGAGCAGUAAAGAAAUGACAUUGAAUAUGUUAUGGCCAAUCGUCGAAGAGAUUGAGGGAAAUGGCCUCUACUUUUUGUGCUCACAGGACCAGGAAAUCAGAAUGCUAGCUUUGAGGGUUUUGUGGCUCAUUACAGAAAUGGACAAAGCCAUUGUUGAAUUCAGUGGCACCUCGGAAUGUGUCCCGCCUCGAGUGAUUGAUGCUUUGGAAAAAAUGGAGAUCGUCAGGCUUGUUAAAGAAUCGGUUCCGCCACUGGAGCUGAGCAUGCCCGAGAGGUCUCGGAUCAAUAAAUUCAAGGCGAAGAAAGGUGCUUCCAUUGCCAGGCUUGCCGAUUCAGAUUAUGGUGUUGACUCCGCUAUCUGGCUCAAACUGUUUCCGCACAUCAUGGCCCUGUGCUUCAAAGAUUACCCUAUGCCCGUUGCAAUCUGCCGAAAUAUCAUUUGUGAGAGGCUGGUUGGGAUGCAUGAUGUGGUUUUAACUGUAGUGGAUCAUCAUUCUAGAUCAUCAAACUCCUCGUUUGCUGUCAAACACCCUGUGAGGACGCACGCUGAAACUGUUGUCGAUCAAUGGCGUAUCUAUUUGAUGGUUGCAUGCACUACCCUUACCACUACUGACGAACAGAAGCUCUUUGUACCACAACAGACCUCAACACCCAGCCACAGUCGAAAAAAGAGUCUUCAAAAAGUUACAUUUCAUCAUCAGAGAGUUACAUCGGCUCGAUCAAUUUUCCGGAUUUUGAUCCCCCUGCUAGGAGUCGGUCACCAAGUCGUGGUGGAUGCUAUUAUCUCUGGCAUCGCUUGCAUCAAUGUUAACACAUACAAAGUGUUACUCGAGGUAUUUUCACCUGUCCUUCAGAAUAAGAUCGCUGAUUUGCGCAGAUUUGUUCCUCAAAAUGUGAGUCCUGGCUCCCCCAGUGCUCAAAGGAUUGUCACAGAGAUUACACAAAUUUUUGUUCUGACCGCUCAUAACCUCAAAAAUGAAACAAUCAAACAGGAUCAAUGGAUCAAGGCAGAGCUCUCGAGUAUUUUCCACAGCAUUUUUUUGUUAUUGAAUGCACCUUACCUACAAAUUGACUACAGCUAUCAAAGCUUGCGCCGAUUCUACUGCAGGCUUCUUACCGAUGUUCAUACAAAUUUGGACGCAGCAAUAGUGGCUGACAAUUGCUUGGACCAGCUCUGGCUACUUAUUGAGAGCUGGUCGCCCUACGGUAUCUCUGCCUCAUCAGCCGUCUCACGUGAAGCUGCAAUGAAACGAGCUGUCAUAGCAUCGGCCAAAGACCUACAGGAGCAACAGCUGGUUGAUGCUUCGUUUGACUAUGAUAAGCGCAAGUUUGACGUAGCAACUUCUUGGGCUCUUGCUGCACUCUGCAAAUAUCGAAUGAAGCAAAAUAUUGUUGAUGAAGGUUGUGUGCGGCUAAUACACACUCUUUUAUCGCUCAAGAGUGAUACAUUACAGGAAGCAGGGCGAUUUGCUCUCACAAAUCUGCUGUCACAUAGUCUCAAGAACACGCAGCUUGUAGGCGAAGUGGUCGGCCAUUGCUACAGAAACAGCGGCGUUCACCGUGGUGUCCCUCGAAGCUACUUCAAUUGUCUGGCAAAUGUUGUCCUGGCUCAAGACACUGACACAAAAUUCGUCAAUGGUGCACAGCUGUUAGCACUUGGGCUGUUCAAAAUCGGAGACCCAGAUGUAGACACCCGCAUUAAAGCUCUGCAUCUUCUGCGUCAUGUUGAAAAAUGUGUAUAUGGUGCCUCAUCUUUCCCUGAGUUCCGCCAGCAUGCCCUUUCCUCAAUCCCCAGUGUUUGGAAGCAGGAAAUUUUUUGGCUCAGCGCUUCUCUGGCAAAAUCUCGGAUAGAUGAAACGUACACAAUCUUUUCUGAAUUGUGCAGAGUUUUUUCUCAGCUCGAUCAGAUGGAGUACAGGGAUCUACUGAGUGUUCUACUUCCUUGGGUUCAAAAUAUUGAAUUCAAACAAUCAGUGUCUUUUAUUCCACACAAUGGCGCUGCAUUCGAGAGUUACAUGACGGAUCCGGAGUCUAUUAUGGUACUCUUGAACUUGUUGGAAAUUUCUGCAACACUAUCUGAUACGAUCGCAAACGAAGUCAGUGCACUCUGGGUAGCUCUUUGUACUGGUCCUAACGGACCGAAAAAUGUUGAGAUUGUGAUCUCAUUCAUGUACUAUGUUUGUCUUUGUCGGCGAAGUAUGGGACUCAUUGAGAUCUGCCACCGUGUGAUCAACUUUUUGAAUGGAACACCUGCCGCGACAUCAGUCUAUGCGUAUCUGCAAAAACUGCUUGAACCUCGCUGGAUGGUAUCGCAAACUCUUCGAGAUUUGGAUACUGAUAUGGCUGAAGAAAUGUAUCCACAUGUGGCUCAGCUGAACUAUAUUGUGGCUGCUUCAGAAAAGGUCACCCACAAUGUCACAAGUCAACCAUUACCGCCGUUUUCUUUUGCUCAACUUGCUGCUAUUUUUCUCGCUGAUACUAUUCCGUCGACAGAAGUUGGCCGUCCUAAUCUGACCACCAUUCUGCACGUUGCUUUUUGUCUAGCAGACCAUUUUGUGGGCACAUUACAAACUAAAGCGAGAAAAACAUUGUUGAGUACAGUGGGCAUGUAUGCCUUCGACCAAUAUGAGGCCAUGGUUGAGCUUACACACUAUCUCGAGGGCCCCUCAAGUUUGGAGUGGUCAUAUGAGGAUUUGGCACCAACAAGCAAGACAGUUGAUACAACGCCUGAACAGCUGAUCAAACUAGUGAAGACAACUGUUAGUAUAAUGGAGAAAGUCUAUCCAGACAUUAAACGGGUAUGGGCAGUCGAGGCUGUAAAGUGGGCUACAUCAUGCCCUGUACGUCAUGUGGCUUGCCGCUCAUUUCAAAUUUAUCGAUGCUUAUUAGUUGAAACUGAUCAAGGAGUGCUUGCCGAUAUGCUUGCUAGGUUGUCACCAACUAUUUCUGAAACGUCGCCUGAGAUUCAAAUGUUCUCACUACAGAUUUUGAUAUCGCUGAAUGCUGUCGUGGAUCACCUGGAUCCCCAAAAACUGUUUCAGUUCCCUCAACUUUUCUGGGCUACAGUUGUCAGUUUAAGUUCCGUUUCCGAGCGUGAAUACAUUGAAAGUUUAUCUACAAUGUCAAAGCUUUUGGAAAAGUGGGAUUUCACUACUGGAGAGACGGUUGCGACACUGCAGAAUACAUUCCCUGCUAGAUGGGAAGGUGAGUAUGUGCCUGUUUUCAAACUCGUACUACUAGGGCUAAGAUCAGCAAACAGCUACGAGCAGAGUCAUAAAGUUUUGUUGCAGCUACUCAAGAUCCCACCAAAUGACCUGCUAGUUGAUAUUCAUUAUCUUCCACUAGCUUUGGUGGUGAAUCUCCCUCGCUUUGCUCAUGCUAUGGAAACCAAAGAUUUCACUACCGUUCUAGAGGCUGCAGAAUUAUUGGAAAGCUUGUGCAUUGUUGCUUCCCCCCAACUAGCUCGAAUCUUGAAUUCCUUCCGCAUGAAUAAAUUCUGGUCCAAAGGUGACUUCGUUUCUCAGUAUGUUUCGGCAUUGUGCAGCGUGUUCAGCAUGAGCCUAAGCUCCAUACUGCUCACCCUCAUGGGAACUUUGUCGAACAGUAUUGACUGGGUUAAAACGGAGACGCUGGCUGUCCUCAAACUGUUAUUCCCUCGAGUCGACUAUCGCAGUGAUGGUGACCUGGCUUCUUUGGGUGCUGAUAUCGUUUCACCUCUCCUUCGAUUGUUGCAAACCGAAUAUGUGGAGCAAACGCUGGAGGUACUCGAUGAAGUUGGCUCCCUAGUAGUUGGAAAACAAGACAAGGACAUUCUGCGCAUGAGUUUGGGCUCUAAGCAGCUUGUGAAGGAAUAUGAAACGACUAGUAGCUUGUAUGGUAUCCCUGAAAAGAGUGGCUGGUCUAUUCCCAUGCCAGCUGUGACAGCUAAGAUUGUCCGUCAUAAUAUUCAUGCGGUCUUUUACACUUGUGACACCAGUCAAACGUCGAGGGUCGAGCUUGACGAAAUUCCUUUUGGAUUUGAACGUGACGACGACUACACUGAAUACCACGAACCCUUGGUAGGAAUGGACAGUAUAUCUACUACUGCAGGCGGACUGGCCUCAAUGGACAAUAUGCUCACAACAUUAGAUGACCUGGACACGUUCUUCACCAAUGUUGGAGAUACUAAUGGAGAAAGUUAUCACUACGGAAUGAGACGAUAUAAUCAUGGUCGAAAGCCGUCGCAAGCUUUCACAGAGAGUAGUGUCGCAGAAAGUUUCACAAAUGACCGGCACGAAGGAAUUUCGAUCCCUCAGCUCUACGACAAGAAAGUUUCUCUUAUUCUAAACCAAUCCCUAGGCCGCACACAAUCGGCGGUUUCAUUCCGCAACACCUUCGAUGAUACUGUUGCGCCUGAGUCUCCUCUCGGAGUACCUGCCGGUGGGAGCGCUGCUGUCAGUCAUCGCCGUUUCGGUUCUUAUGCGAGUAAUCUUUUUGCAGAUGAUAGUUUCAGUCGGGGUCUCCAGCCCUAUGGUUCGUCAUCCACAUCAUCACUCCGCCGCUCUGCUUCAGUCUCAACAGUCGCUGACAAUUACCCUGAUUCAAGUAGUCGAAGCUCCCCGCGCCGUGACGCAAACAGAAGCUUCUCUCCUCAGACAAGCAAGUCGCAGCAUGGGACUGCCACUACUGUGUCUAAGCCUGCUGGUUCUGACUCCUCUUUCCGACUUGAAAGCCUUUUGCGUGGUAAACGAAAGAACAAGAAGAACGAUAAAGACCGCGACAAGACUCAAAAGGGCCGCGAAGCAGAGCGCGACCAGGACCCCGCGCCGCCAACGAUCGAUUGGCGCACUCAUGACCACAUGUCGUUCCAGUUCCCGUAG